Helianthus annuus (common sunflower) is the source of this 1735-nucleotide messenger RNA. RefSeq names its product elongation factor Tu, mitochondrial. Gene Ontology annotation, molecular function: GTP binding; translation elongation factor activity; GTPase activity. NCBI's taxonomy places the organism in Eukaryota, Viridiplantae, Streptophyta, Magnoliopsida, Asterales, Asteraceae. Gene Ontology annotation, biological process: mitochondrial translational elongation. Gene Ontology annotation, cellular component: mitochondrion. The coding region runs from base 84 to 1439 and encodes 451 amino acids. The record is from RefSeq and is a predicted model, not a curated record. The transcript is spliced from 12 exons.
CAGUCACUAGUGAUCGAUCCGUAAAACCCACCAAAACCCCCUUUCUUCUUCUACACCUCUGCAACACUCGUUUACGUCUAUCAAUGGCGUCUGUUGCUUUCAGAAACCCUAAUUCGAGGCGCUUAUUUCACCUCUCUUCAAAUUUACGCUCUGCUUGUCGAGGAUCCGUUGUAUCCGCUUCUGGAUUCCCCACGGUUGAAUCGAUUUCUGGAAAUGAUACCUCACUGGUUCCUAAUCCUUGGUGGAGAUCCAUGGCCACUUUCACACGAACGAAACCUCAUGUUAACGUUGGAACAAUUGGACAUGUUGAUCAUGGGAAGACAACACUGACAGCUGCAAUUACAAAGGUGUUGGCGGAUGAAGGGAAGGCGAAAGCUAUUGCCUUUGAUGAAAUCGACAAGGCUCCUGAAGAGAAAAAGAGAGGAAUCACAAUAGCAACGGCUCAUGUGGAAUAUGAGACUGCUAAAAGGCAUUAUGCUCAUGUAGAUUGCCCAGGACAUGCUGAUUACGUUAAAAACAUGAUUACUGGAGCCGCUCAAAUGGACGGAGGAAUCCUUGUUGUUUCCGCACCUGAUGGACCGAUGCCACAAACAAAAGAACACAUCCUUCUUGCACGUCAGGUGGGUGUGCCAUCGCUUGUGUGCUUUUUGAACAAAGUUGAUGCAGUUGAUGAUCCCGAGUUACUAGAACUUGUUGAACUAGAGCUUCGAGAGCUUCUUAGCUUCUACAAGUUUCCGGGAGAUGAAAUUCCCAUUGUACGAGGUUCGGCUUUGUCGGCUCUACAAGGCACGAAUGACGAAAUCGGAAAGAACGCCAUUUUGAAAUUGAUGGAAGCGGUUGAUAAUUACAUUCCUACCCCUGAACGUCAAAAGGAGAAGUCGUUCUUAAUGCCCAUCGAAGAUGUUUUUUCAAUUGCGGGACGUGGCACUGUUGCCACCGGGCGUGUUGAACAAGGGAUGAUUAAAGUUGGUGAAGAAGUCGAGAUCAUGGGGCUGAUGCAGGGUUCCAAAAAAACCACUGUUACCGGUGUCGAGAUGUUCAAGAAGAGUUUAGAUCAUGGAGAAGCUGGCGAUAACGUAGGCCUUCUUUUACGUGGCAUAAGUAGGACCGACAUUCAACGAGGACAGGUGAUUGCAAAGCCCGGUAGUGUAAAAACGUACACGAAGUUCGAGGCGGAAAUAUACGUUCUUACGAAAGAUGAAGGUGGGCGUCAUACAGCCUUUUUCUCGAAUUACCGACCACAGUUUUAUUUGAGGACUGCUGAUGUAACGGGAAAGGUGGAGUUACCCGAAGACGUAAAAAUGGUUAUGCCCGGAGACAAUGUGACUGCCGCUUUUGAACUUAUUACACCCGUUGUUCUUGAACCAGGACAAAGAUUUGCGCUGAGAGAGGGGGGACGAACGGUGGGUGCGGGAGUAGUUUCGAAGGUGAUAAGCUGAUAAACGGAUAAAAGGAAAAGUCGCGUUUUCUUUUAUUUUGUCGAGUUGGAGGAGGUAAGAAGGAGACUUAAUUUUGCAACAUUUGUUUGUUGAAGAUUAUAUUCAAGUGUUUUGCAAUUCUCAUGUUAAGUUUUAGUAGAAUAAUAAUCAAAAACACAUUUAUCUCUCGAUACGUAGUGAGGUAACAAACCCGACCCGAAGACUGUUUCGUGUAAUUAAGAAUUUGCAUUCUGAGGUUUUAUUCUUUGUAACAACAUAUGGUACUUUUUUAUGUGCAAUGAUUUUACACUUUUUAU